This is a messenger RNA of Anolis carolinensis (green anole), 4232 nucleotides long. It is a transcript of the gene cdh20, whose product is annotated as cadherin 20. The transcript has 13 exons. Gene Ontology annotation, cellular component: adherens junction; plasma membrane; catenin complex. Gene Ontology annotation, biological process: adherens junction organization; multicellular organism development; homophilic cell-cell adhesion. Lineage: Eukaryota; Metazoa; Chordata; Lepidosauria; Squamata; Anolidae. The coding region runs from base 709 to 3117 and encodes 802 amino acids. Gene Ontology annotation, molecular function: calcium ion binding; cadherin binding. The record is from RefSeq and is a predicted model, not a curated record.
CUGCCAGCUGAAGGAACCUCCUCCGUCCUCCGCCCGCCUACCUGAGAAGAGAGAGAGAGAGAGAGGAUGAGAGAGGGCGCGUUUGGCAGAAAAGCUACAGGAGCCGAGAGAAGAAACUAAAAGACAUUCAUUCAUCUCGGUGGAACCAACAGAGAGGAAGAGAGAGCGACUUUUUUUUUUUCCUUCCCGGGACAACACUUGGCAGAAGAAAUCAGAACCAACUGCGGAAAGAAGGCGCAACAACUCCUGCUCAGGAUAACUGCCCCCGCUUGGAAGGGCAAAGGCUAGAGGACUUUAGGGAAGAGAGAAACAGCUCUGGAGUUUUCCCUGGGACCUUGCAAGAAAGACAAGAAGGAAGACAGGGAGGUUUUGAAGGCGAACUUCCCUCCGGACUGGAGGACGUGGACCAGGCACCGCCUCGUUGGCUGUGGCAUCUGAUGAUAAAAAGAAAGAAUUGCUAAGGUUCCUGCCAGGCAAGCUGUCGAAUGAAGUAUCUACUCGUACCUAUAACCCCAGCUGAGGAAGUAAGUGACAGGAGGAGCACAGCGGAAAGACCAACAUAGGGACAUCAAUAAAAGAAAUAGAAAGGAGAACAUUGUCCUUAAGGUGGUCAGCUUCGUGUCACUGAAAGACGGCACUUGGAAGAUUCAAAGGUUUGCCAACUACAUUCUUUAAAGGACCCAAUCUAAAUCUGGAAGCUACCCUGGCAUGGCAAUGCGGAUUUCAUGCAGAAUGGACAGAGCAAAGAAGUGGCUUGGACCGAGUAUAUCCUUAAGUUUUUACCUAAUGAUGAACCUUGUUACUACUGUAUUAUCUGGAAGCACCAGACCACCCAGCAAAAGCCAAGGUGAUAGUCCUUCAGACAACAUGCUUCUACAUCAGCGAAUGAAGAGGAGCUGGGUAUGGAACCAGUUCUUUGUUUUGGAAGAAUAUACAGGAACUGAUCCUUUAUACGUGGGAAAGCUCCAUUCUGAUAUGGACAGAGGAGAUGGAUCAAUCAAAUAUAUUCUUUCAGGAGAAGGAGCAGGCGUUGUGUUUACCAUCGAUGAUACAACUGGGGACAUCCAUGCCAUACAAAGACUAGACAGAGAAGAAAGGUCCCAGUAUACACUAAGGGCUCAGGCCUUGGACAGACGGACAGGAAGGCCAAUGGAACCAGAAUCUGAAUUUAUCAUCAAAAUCCAAGAUAUCAAUGACAAUGAACCAAAGUUUCUGGAUGGACCGUAUGUUGCUUCAGUACCAGAAAUGUCACCAGUGGGCACCUCUGUUAUCCAAGUGACAGCUACAGAUGCUGACGAUCCUACCUAUGGGAACAGUGCCAGGGUCGUCUACAGUAUUCUCCAAGGACAGCCAUAUUUCUCCGUGGACUCCAGAACAGGCUUAAUUAGAACGGCAUUAAUGAAUAUGGACAGAGAAGCAAAAGAAUAUUACGAAGUUAUAAUCCAGGCCAAAGAUAUGGGAGGGCAGCUGGGAGGAUUAGCUGGGACAACUAUUGUCAAUAUCAGUCUCUCUGAUGUAAACGACAACCCACCUAGAUUUCCACAGAAACAUUAUCAGAUGAGUGUAUUGGAGUCUGCUCCAGUCAGCUCUACGGUCGGCCGAGUUUUGGCUAAAGACUUGGAUGAAGGCAUUAAUGCUGAAAUGAAAUACAGCUUUGUUGAUGGAGAUGGACUGGAUGUCUUUGAUAUCACCACCGAUCCUACUUACCAAGUCGGUAUCAUCACUGUGAGAAAGCCACUGAGCUUUGAGAGCAAGAAAACAUAUACUUUAAAAGUAGAGGGUGCUAAUCCUCACCUGGAAAUGCGUUUCUUGAACCUAGGCCCGUUCCGCGACACCGCAACUGUGCAUAUCACUGUGGAGGAUGUGGAUGAGCCCCCAGUCUUCGAGCCUAGCAUUUAUUUUGUGGAGGUACCUGAAGAUGUGGACAUUGGGACCACCAUACAAAUUAUACAUGCCAAGGACCCUGAUGCGACCAACAACUCUAUCAGGUACUCCAUUGAUCGAAGCAGCGAUCCUGGACGUUUCUUUUACGUUGACAUUGCAACAGGGGCUCUGAUGACUGCACGACCACUGGAUCGGGAAGAUAUUUCGUGGCACAAUAUCACUGUGCUGGCCCAUGAGCUGAACAGUCCUUCACACGUUGGCAGUGUUUCAGUCACAAUAAGAGUCCUUGAUGUGAAUGACAAUGCUCCAGAAUUUCCCAGGUUCUACGAGGCCUUUGUGUGUGAAAAUGCAAAAGCUGGACAGCUGAUUCAGACAGUAAGUGCGGUAGACCAAGAUGACCCACAGGAGGGACAACACUUCUACUAUAGCUUGGCUCCAGAGGCAGCUAACAACCCCAAUUUUACUCUAAGGGACAAUCAAGACAACACAGCUUGGAUUUUAACCAGGAGAUCCGGCUUCCGGCAGCAUGAGCAGAACACCUUUUACCUUCCUGUCCUGAUAGCUGAUAAUGGACGGCCCAUGUUGAGUAGUACAGGGACAGUAACCAUUCAUGUUUGCAGCUGUGAUGACAAAGGUCUUGUGAUGUCCUGUAAUGCUGAAGCCUAUGUGCUCCCUGUGAGCCUGAGCAGAGGAGCCCUCAUUGCCAUCCUUGCCUGUAUCUUCGUCUUACUUGUGUUGGUGCUGCUGAUCUUAUCCAUGAGAAGACACAGGAAGCAGCCUUACAUUAUAGAUGAAGAGGAGAACAUCCAUGAAAACAUUGUCCGCUACGAUGAUGAAGGAGGAGGCGAGGAAGACACAGAGGCUUUUGACAUUGCUGCCCUGUGGAACCCUAGAGAGGCCCAAAUGGUGAUGAAGAACAGACAGGACAUGAUGCCAGAAAUUGAGAGCCUUUCCAGAUACGUGCCUCAGGCCUGCACAAUGGAUAGCAGCGUCCAUAGCUAUGUGUUGGCCAAGCUCUAUGAAGCUGACAUGGACCUCUGGGCUCCUCCCUUUGACUCGCUCCAGACAUAUAUGUUUGAAGGGAAUGGCUCGGUGGCUGAGUCUCUCAGUUCCUUACAAUCCGUGACCACGGACUCUGAGCAGAGCUAUGACUAUCUGACAGACUGGGGGCCACGUUUUAAAAAGCUGGCCGAAAUGUAUGGCGCCACAGAAGGGAGUGGGGCACUUUGGUAACCAAGAAGGAAAAGGCUGGGUACUAAGAGUGCUCAGGCGCAACGGCCAUUCCGAAUUGGUUCUCAUCAGCUCGAGGGACUGGGAUGAGGUGGCCUCCAACAAAUAGCAAUACGGUGCUUGAGGGAGAAUGCAGAAGUGGAGUGCGGAUAAACGAAUGCUCUCUCUGGAUCAGCUUUACUCAGUUACAUUAAUCUACACUUGUAAACGGUGACAAACAGAAAAGGGGUGGGAGAAGUUAUUUCCUGGGUAUGGAUUUAGUUUUGUUUGUUUUUAAUGGCUACACUUGAACCCAUCUCUCCUGGACUAGAAUGCCAUUAUCAUCUUUUGCUGAUCGUUUCUUCUUCUUUAUAAACACACACACACAACAUCUUAAUCAGUUUCUUACAGUUGGGGGCCACGACCCAUAAUUUUCAGUUUGCAAGGAAAUUGUCUGCAGAAAGCCUUCCCCAACAUGGAUGAUACCCUCCUUUCUUGUCUGUUUGAAAAAUGUUGGCAAAGUCAAGAAGGCACAAAACAGAACAAAAGAAAACAUGAAAUCAGGGGUUCAAUCACCAGCGAGAAUCCUAUAGCCCUUCAAUAGGGACUGACCUUUUUUUGCCACCUUGCUUAGCAAAAGGAUUUCAUUGGUGCACAGGAGAGGACUGAAGGAAAAGCAUUGAGUUGUACUCAGUCAAAUAACACCUGACCUGUGUGUUAUAUGCAUUAAUACUAAUAUAUCGAUCCUCUCUCCUCAGCUCUCAAAAGUAUGGUUCCAAUUUAAACCAGAAAAAAAUGCCUCUUUUUUGCACUGUAGAUAUUUCUUCCAUGUGCCAAAUGUGAAAACCAGAUGCUACCAAUUAAAGCCAAAUAGAGUUCCUUAAAAUCAAAUAACACUGAUAUUGAUAAGGGGUCAGAGGGGCUUUCCCAAUGAUAUGAGAUCAAACUGAGGGAAGUUUACACUGUAGGUAAUCUACUUGAACAAAUGCAGUAUUAUAGAGGAAUAAAUGGAUGUAAUAAAUAUUCCAUAUAUAAGUUUUGUAUAUUUGUUAAUAAUUUUGGUAAUAAAUAUCAUGUACUGGAGACAGUACAGUAUCUUAGAACCUCUUUUAAUAAAAGUUAAAUUGAAGGAAAACAAA